Molecule: messenger RNA, 1272 nt
Organism: Colletotrichum spaethianum
Lineage: Eukaryota; Fungi; Ascomycota; Sordariomycetes; Glomerellales; Glomerellaceae
Exons: 1
Coding region: 1-1272 (423 amino acids)
Source: RefSeq, a predicted model, not a curated record
AUGGCAGAUUUUGCAAAGUGGUUUGUUACAGGCGACAACGGUCUGAUGCAAGAAUUCGAGAAGUUCGUCGUCGAGCAGAUCGUGUCAGACACAUUUGAAAAGUAUCAUAGAGAGGAGGAGGAAAGGAAACGAAAGGAGGAAGAAGCAAGGGACCUGGCAGAAGCACGCAAGUUUCAGGUUUAUAACCUCUCCGUCAAGUACUUCUAUCGCUGGAGGGAAACUGCUCGUAACCUUCGCCUCAGCAAACUCCGUCGGCGGGAGAGGGAAGAGUACCGAAGAGUUCAGAAGGAACUACGGGAGGAAGAAAUCCAGAAGAAGAAGAAGGCCGCCAAGGUAGUUGAAGCACGGCGAAAGGCUUUAGAGAAGCAUGGUGUUGAUCCUGUGGAGGAGUUCAGGGAGUUGCUCUCUCUCCGAAAGGACGACCCUCAUGUCGAUCUGCGGGCCGAGGCGGAAGCUCUUCUCGCUACUGGGAUCUUGUCAGGUGUCUCGGACGAGCAAACUGCAGUCGCGAAUGUCAUUCGGGCUCCUGCGACGGCCGAGACGCUUGCAGCGACAACACCGUUACCUCGAUCACGGUCAACAACCAGCUUGUCGCAGUCAACGUCGGGACCCAAGCCCUGCGGCGCUAAGACGCGAGCUCUCAGGGAAGAAUUUGGCAAAAGCAGCACCAACUUCCGCCGGUCACUUCCUCCCAUGUCAGCGCACUCCUCAUCAUCACGCAUGUCAUCAGAGCCUCAGAAGCGCGUUAGCAAGGUGUCGGACCGUUGGCGUCUGAAGGCAAUGGGGCUCGUAACUAUGCCUGAUGGAUCGGCCUUGCCGGAGGCCAUAGCCAAUGAGAUGCGGUACAAUGGGAAACGGUACGAGGGUCUUGGCUCAUUCGGUCUGGACCGAGAUGGUAGCGAGCGCCGCCGGAGCGUGUCCGCCGAUCUCAGCCACGCCGCGUCGGUCCGUCUGCGCUUUUCGCAAUCGUUGAACGGCAGCAGCGCCACGCCGCAAAGCAACGGAACGUCGCCUCUUAGUAAGAGGAAGCGGUCGCUCGAGGAGGAUAACGAGAGUGCCGCCACGGAAGAGGCCCGCAUCAAGAAGCGGCCGUCAAGCAACGCGGACCUCGACAGGAUACUACGCGAGGCAAGGGAGAACCUGGAGUCGUUGAGGAGCUCGAGGGUUGAGCUGGACGAAGGGGCCGAGUGGUUCAGGGAACAAAACGAGAUGAUGCACGCGGAGGAACUGAGCAGGGCCAGCUCGCCAUGGGGCAAGGGAGGGCAUCGGUGA